Molecule: messenger RNA, 1056 nt
Organism: Klebsormidium nitens
Lineage: Eukaryota; Viridiplantae; Streptophyta; Klebsormidiophyceae; Klebsormidiales; Klebsormidiaceae
Source: the annotation of a GenBank genome assembly
AUGGCGGUCGGCCGAAGCAAUGGCAGCCGCUGUUAUUCGACUGCAUUGCUGCAAAGGGUGGCGCUCCUGAUCCUCCUUACAAACUCCCUGCUGGACACUUGCAACUGGCUCUUUCACCCUGAACCUGCACUGGGAUCUCAGGGUGAUCUGCAAGCACGGUUUAGGCCUCUGCAGGGGUUUAGGGUUACGGGAGUCGCCGCCGCGCCAGUCUCCGCCCCCAAUGUCUUCUCCUGCACUGGGAGCUGCUGUCCUCCCAAGCAGUCACCAAAGCUCUGGUCCCCGCAACUACAGAGUGGCCCUGUCAGAACACGCCUCUCGUUUCAGACAGCAUUUAGUGACCCCGCAUAUGUCAGCAAGUACAAGCUAGCUUACCAGAAGUUGAGAGAGCUGCAAGCGAGCAAUGCGAGCGAUCCCCGGGGGUGGCUCCAACAGGCCAAUGUGCACUGCGCUUAUUGCUCGAACACGUACGGGAUGGACAUACAUCGCACAUGGUUGUUCUUCCCUUGGCAUCGGUGGUACCUUUACUUCCACGAGCGCAUCCUGGGGCAACUGAUUGGGGACCCCACAUUCACACUGCCGUUCUGGAACUGGGACAGCGCUGCAGGGCGGGCCAUCCCGGCGGCGUUUCUGGACAAGAGCAGUCCGAUCUACAAUGCAAAUCGGAACAAUCUCAACAGCCUCAUGAGUCAGAUCACCAGCUCAUGCAGCAUCCCCCAGAUGCAGUCCGCGAUGCUAGACGCGCAGACGACAUCGCUCUUCCUUGGCAAACCCCCUGGGACCGGAAGUGCAGGGGGUUCCGUGGAGUUGGGAGUACACGGAGCAGUCCACGUGGCAACCGGCCUGCAGUCGAGCCCUUACAUCGACAUGGGGUCUCUGUCCUCUGCCGGGAAAGACGCCCUCUUCUACGCGCACCACCUGAACAUCGAUAGGCUAUGGUGGCUCUGGCCCCAGCUGCCCCCCGCCGCGAACGGCAACCCGCGCGCGAAUCCGACGAGCGCCGACUGGCUUAACUCGCAGUUUGCGUUCUACGACGAGAACGCACAGCUGACCAUGUAA